UCGUUCCAUUUAUUAUUGACCAACUUUGGCUUCUUCUAGUUUAUAUUCUAGCACAAUUUCAGCUUUUCAGGCUACCUAUAUUUCAUUCAGUUACAGUUUAUAACUGCUGAAUCAAGAAUAAUAUUAAGAAAAGACUUUUAUUAAGUUCACAAUGCGUUUCAAGUUUGGUAAUUUUGGUCGUUUGAGAAGUGCUGGAAGUCUUUAUGAAGAGAAACGUUGGCGUUGUUGUCUUUGUUGUCAUGUGAGAACUGGUACCAUUUUUUUAGGCGUGUGGCAUCUAGCUUUGCAUAUGCUGUCACUGGCUGCUAUUGCUGUCCUAGUGUUGCACCCACAAACUAUUAACCAAAAAUCUGGUCCCCGUAAUGGAAAUGGAAUAUCAUUUGCUGAAAAUGACAUUGACCAGGACCUACUUGCCAUCCUCCCAACACCGCUGAGUGCUGAAAUUCAUGAAGAACCUCAAGCACUUCCAUUAUCAGAAACAAUAACAGGAUCUGUUCAAAAUGCUAAGCCAAAUACUGAUUCAUCUUCCAAACUUUUGUAUGGAUCUUUUGUUUAUAAAGAUUGGUUUGGCGAGCAUCCACCUCCAGAUCGUCAUGUCACCUACCAGGAUCUGAACAUUAGUAUUGGUGUCAACUUCUGCACUUUAGGAAUCACACUUCUUAUGAUUUAUGGAGCUGUACGAGGAAAAUCAAUUUACAUCAUGCCAUUUUUUUGCCUCCAGGCAUUUGAAUUUUUUGUGACUAGUUUGUCAGUAAUAGGUUACUUGUCAUAUGUACCAGACAUCAGGCAAGUUUUGAUUAAAAGUCCAAAUAUCCCACUGAGAAAUGAAUUACUUGCAAUGGAUCCACAGUGUCUCUCUCUCUUGAUUUUGGCGGGAAUUUUGUUGAUGCUUAUGGCCAAAGCCUAUUUCAUCAGCAUUGUUUGGAGUUGCUACAAGUUCCUUACUAUGAGGGCUGAAGCCGUCCUUGAACGUGACAACUGUAUAUCUGGUAUUGUCGAUGGGCAAAAUCUGCUUGAAAUACCUUCCUCGAUGUGCUCACCUGGUUCAGAUUUGCCAGACUAUGCCACUGCUAUGACCGAUCCUCGUUUCGCAAAAAAACCCAUUUAUCCAGUUCCUCCUCCACCUUAUGCCGCCGUAGUUGAUGUUGCAUCCGAGUCCGAGGCGUCUGAAUCUGAGGCUGUUAACGUUGCUCUUUCUCCGGAGUCCCCCAAACCCUAAGGUGAUUCUUAGUCAAUGGCAAUUACGAACUUCUAAAAACGUUGUUAAAGUUCGGAUCGAGAAAUCAACAAGCAUAGUGCUACCAAGAGUUCACUUCUUAUAAUAUUACUUUUUUUUUAACACGCUUCGGUUAAUGAGAAUUAGGCUGCAACCGUAGUUUUUGUUUAGAAACGCUGAAUUUCUUUCGUCUCUUCUGAUGUAUUCUACCCCUUUGAUAAAGUCCCGGUAUUUAAAAAAACGGGUGGCACCUACAUCACAUAUUACCAGAAGAUGCUAGAAAUGUGUAUAAAUAACCUCUUUCGAUUGACGUACUAUACCUUUCCAAUAAACUUAAUAUGGCUGUAA
Molecule: messenger RNA, 1564 nt
Organism: Daphnia pulicaria
Lineage: Eukaryota; Metazoa; Arthropoda; Branchiopoda; Diplostraca; Daphniidae
Product: lysosomal-associated transmembrane protein 4A-like
Exons: 7
Coding region: 152-1219 (355 amino acids)
Cellular component (GO): lysosomal membrane
Source: RefSeq, a predicted model, not a curated record